Messenger RNA from Peronospora matthiolae, 1485 nucleotides. The record is from the annotation of a GenBank genome assembly. NCBI's taxonomy places the organism in Eukaryota, Oomycota, Peronosporomycetes, Peronosporales, Peronosporaceae.
AUGCAGACGUCAACUUUCAGUGGCAAGCGCUAUUUCGUCACGUUCAUCGACGACAAGUCAAGAUACUGUGUCGUCUAUCUGCUCAAGAGCAAAUCUGAAGUUGCGGCGAAGUUCAUGGAAUAUGCUGCGAUGGCUGAAACGCAAACCGGAAAGCGCGUGAAGUACCUUCAAAGCGACAAUGGGGGUGAAUACAAGUCCAACAAGCUGGCACGAUUCUGCGCGGAACGGGGAAUACAACAAAGGUUCACAACCCCAUAUACUCCUCAGCUAAACGGAGUAGCUGAGAGAAUGAAUCGCACGCUGGUCGAGUGUGCGCGUUGCAUGAUGGAACACGCUGGACUGGGAAAGAGCUACUGGGGUGAAGCAGUGAUGACGGCGAUGUUUCUUCGAAACCGCUGUCCAACACGUGCCAUUCACCAAGACAAGUCUCCAUAUCAAGUGUGGACGAUGAAGAAACCGAUUCUGGCCAACCUUAAAGUGUUUGGAUGCCACGCGUAUGUUCAAGUGCCUCAAGACAAACGCGCGAAAAGUCAUAUCGAUUUGAGGGAAGUGUCAACAGGAGCGAUCAAGAUCAGUCGCGAUGCCACAUUCAUGGAAGACAAGUUUGAUGAAGGUCCGCGCAACUACAACGAUCAGUCAAGUGCCGUUGAGUUUGAUGAUCAAGACGAGGACGAAGAAAAAGAGAAGAAGGUAAAACUGACGUCGACAUGGACUCGAGCGACGAUGACAACGAAGACACCAGGUCUCUCGAAGAGCAACAUCAAGAGACACACGCGCACUCAAUCACUUGAGAAAGCUACCGUCAUUCCAAGUCCCAAGCGAAGAACGUACAGAGGUCCGUCGCUUGAGCAUGUGUCAGCGGCUGCAAUGGAUUUUGAAGCAGCCUACAUCGUUGAUUCAGUGGGGGAAACGCCGACUACAUUCAAGUCGGCGAUGGAAUCGAGCGACUCCGGCAAGUGGAAAGAAGCGUGUGACUCGGAGUUCGACUCGCUUCAGAGAAACGACACGUGGGAGAUCGUGCCUCUUCCGAAAGGUCGCAAGGCCAUCGGGUGCCGAUGGGUUUUUCGUGUAAAGGAGAAUCAAGAUGGCGAAGUUGAACGUUUCAAGGCAAGACUUGUGGCCAAAGGAUUCUCACAGAAAUUCGGAGUUGACUAUGAAGAAACUUUCGCACCGGUGGCCAAGUUCACAUCGAUUCGUGUGGUGCUCAGUAUGGCGGCUAAGUACGGCCUAAUGCUACAUCAGAUGGACGUCAAGACAGCGUUUCUUAACGGCUCCCUCAACGAAGACAUCUACAUGGACCAGCCGGACGGAUACCUGGAUGCAACACAGCCGGACUAUGUGUGCAAGCUAAAGAGAUCACUCUACGGCUUGAAGCAAUCGCCUCGCAUGUGGAACCAAACAAUCGAUGGGUUCAUGAUCAAGAUGGGAUUCAAGAAGUGCGAAUCGGACCACUGCAUCUACAUCAAGGAGACGACCAAGACAUGA